This is a messenger RNA of Daphnia carinata, 1170 nucleotides long. RefSeq names its product serine protease inhibitor dipetalogastin-like. Gene Ontology annotation, molecular function: protein binding. The coding region runs from base 64 to 663 and encodes 199 amino acids. The transcript has 3 exons. NCBI's taxonomy places the organism in Eukaryota, Metazoa, Arthropoda, Branchiopoda, Diplostraca, Daphniidae. The record is from RefSeq and is a predicted model, not a curated record.
UUUUCACAUUGUAAACUCCUGUCUUCCUUGCCACUCUUGAUAUUUCAACUUUAAAACUUGAAAAUGCGUCAAGUCGUUUCACAGAUAAUUUUCAGCCCUGCUUCGGUCUUAAUCGCCUUCAUCGUUCUAACCAGCAAUCAGCCUAGUGUUUUCGGAGCUUCGAUUGAUCAGCCAGACGUAUGCAUCUGCACGUUACAGUAUGAUCCAGUGUGCGGUACGGACGGGAAUACUUACGGUAAUGCGUGUGCCCUCCAGUGCCUAACAAAACAAAAUACUGCCGUUGGCCUUGGCAAAGCUUAUGACGGUGAAUGCAAACAGGCGAAGGAAAGAGGAAGAAGAGAAGCUGCUGAAUGCGGGUGUACAUUUUUGCACGCCCCUGUUUGCGGCACGGACGGGAAAACCUACGACAAUGAGAACUGCAUGGAAGUUGAAAUUACCAAAUGCGGGACUGUUCUUGAUUCAACGGUUAAGAAGGCCUAUGAUGGAGAAUGCAAGCAAGUGAACAAACCGUCAGAAAAAAUGUGUGCUUGUGCACAGUAUUAUGCCCCAGUUUGCGGUACUGAUGGCAAUACGUACUCUAACAUAGAUUGUUUCAAAAACGAAAUCACUAAAUGUGGAACGAUCAAGUCGUCUGUAACUGUUGCUCGCAACGGUGCAUGCUAAUAAAUGGGGACAACCAGCGGGCACCAGCUAACAAGUGAUAAAAUGUGACUCAUAUUUUAAAAGAGAAUUGGCAAAAUGGAAUGUGAGAAAAAUUUUCAAGUAUAUUUCCAUAGUCUAAAUAAAGGAAUGUAUCGACUCCCUAUGUUUAAUUUCUAUUGCAAAUCAAAAUAAACUGCUACGAGUCAGUUUAUAUGGUUUAAAAAAAAAUAAUUUUGUUUUAAGAAAAUGGAAAUCUUGCUGCUACCCUGUUUAUCUUUUCAGCUUCUUGGUACGGAGUUUGCGUGAAAAUGGUUUACUAUUACCUUGAAAAAAAUUUCAGAAACAUUUUCAAUGCAGAUGUCGAAAGAAGAAUGGCUAGAUAAAUAAAAGUUUAUGUGUUCCUGGCAGCCUCAAAUUUUCUCUUGCAAUGUAUUUUUUAAGUUCACUAAAUGAAAAAAACCUGUUACCUAAAUGAGUUCCUAGAACGUAGAAAAAUCAUGGAAUGACGCAAUACAAGAAUGAAACGUA